AUGCCGCCAGCCCGACUGCGCGUAGCACUCGCUUCGCCACCCACCGUAUGGUCGCCGUGGCGUCUUGGUCGUGGCGUGGCAGGCGCAGACGGCUCGACCACGUUGGUCAUCACCGCAGCCGCAGCCGCGGCAAUCGACGACGGCGCUAGUGCCGAUGCCAAAGGUGCAGAGGCAGACGUGGAGAUUAGCGCCGAGGGACGAUCGGUUGGUCUCGUCGCGCCUUCAGAGUCGCUGCUAGCCAGCCUUCCGGAUGAUGUGCCUGCAGGCGCUGUGUUCUGCGUUGUGGGCGCUGCCGGGUCGGUGCUGUACCUUGCAGCCGAUUCGAUCGACGCUGCGCUCGAGUGGGUCGCCCGUCUUGCGCCGGCAGACAUUGUCGCCCGCCAGCGCGAUCUGCUCGCCCACGCUGACGCCACCAUCCGUGAUCUCACCAACUCGCUUCGCGAGCUGCAUGCGUGGAAGGUGGAGCACGUGUGCGCGGAGAUGCCGGUGGCGCCUACGCCUCCGCGCACGCCCGCACCCGUGCCCGAGCCCGCGCCUGCGCCUACCUUCGCGCCGCCCACGCCUGACCCUCCUGCCCAGUCGGAGCGGCUCCGCGAGGCUCUUGCUGAAGCCAUUCAGUUGGAGCGGCAGCUGGCGCGAGCGAUGGCUACCAACGCCGAGCUAGAGGAGCAGACCGAGCGGCUGUGCAACCACGUUGCGGAUGCGAACCAGCGCGCGGCGGCACAACGCGACGCCGACGCUGCACGCCUCGCCACGCUCACUGCCACCAUCCGCGAGCUUGAUGCCGCUGUCGUUGGUCUCAACGAAGAGAAUGCUGAGCUUGCCAGCGCGCUGCGGGCCUCCGAAGACCGUGUAGCCAAGCUCGAGCGCGCGGUCCGGAUGCUCACCGCCGAUCGCCAUGGCGGGUAG
Thecamonas trahens ATCC 50062 is the source of this 909-nucleotide messenger RNA. RefSeq lists its product as uncharacterized. NCBI's taxonomy places the organism in Eukaryota, Apusomonadida, Apusomonadidae. The record is from RefSeq and is a predicted model, not a curated record. The transcript has a single exon. Bases 1 to 909 code for a protein of 302 amino acids.